Alternaria novae-zelandiae is the source of this 810-nucleotide messenger RNA. RefSeq lists its product as uncharacterized. The coding region runs from base 1 to 810 and encodes 269 amino acids. Gene Ontology annotation, cellular component: fungal-type cell wall. The record is from RefSeq and is a predicted model, not a curated record. The transcript has a single exon. Lineage: Eukaryota; Fungi; Ascomycota; Dothideomycetes; Pleosporales; Pleosporaceae. Gene Ontology annotation, biological process: fungal-type cell wall polysaccharide metabolic process.
AUGCUUACCUCUACCUUCAUUUUGGCCCUUGCUGGCCUCUCCUCCAUGAUCGAGGCAUCUCCUCUUCAGGCACGUGGUGGAAGCAAGCGUGGUCUUGCCUUCCCCAAGAACCACAACGGUGUUUCUGGAUCCCAGUGGACUCACAAGUUCGCCGGCUCCAAGGUCUCCUGGAUGUACGACUGGGAGGCAGUCAUCGACGGAACACCCCUCGACCUUGAAUACGUCCCCCUUCUCCACUCCAACCAGCAGUGGUGCACUGAGGGCUGGAACACCAACAUUGCCAACGCCAAGAAGAACUACAAGGUUUCGCACGUCUUGAGCUUCAACGAGCCCGACCAGGCCGGUGGUGGAGGUUCCAACAUCGACGUCGCCACUGCUGCCGCAACCCACAAGAAGUUCAUCCAGCCCCUCGCCGCCCAGGGUCUCCGUAUCGGCUCUCCUUCCGUCACCAACGCCGACGAGCCCAACAAGGGAAUCAACUACCUCAAGCAAUUCAUGUCUGCCUGCAACGGCUGCCAGAUCGACUUUGUCGUCGCCCACUACUACGCCUGGGACAACGCUCAGGACUUCAAGAACUACCUGACCAAGUUCCACGAGACCUUCAACAAGCCCGUCUGGGUUACCGAGUUUGGUGUCACUUCUGGCAACGCCGACGAGUUCCUUAAGCAGGUCCUCCCCUGGAUGGACGCUCAGCCCUGGAUCGAGCGUUACGCCUACCACAUGGUCGCACCUAGCACCGACCAGAAGUACCUCAUCUCUGCUGAUGGCCAGAGCCUGUCUAGCAUUGGCAAGAUCUUCGCCACUGCUUAG